AUGAAGAAACGAACUGCGAUUAUCGUUGGGGCUGGUGCCGGUGGGGUGGCUACGGCUGCUCGUCUGGCAAAAGAAGGCUUCAAAGUCACUGUGGUGGAGAAGAACGGAUUCAUUGGCGGUCGAUGCUCGCUUAUCCAGGAGAAUGGCUAUAGAUUUGAUCAAGGACCGUCUCUCCUUUUGCUCCCGAGGCUCUUCGUGGAUAUCUUCAAAGACCUCGGUACUUCAAUGCAGGAUGAAGGAAUUCAAUUGCUCAAGUGCGAGCCCAACUAUCGGAUCUGGUUUGGGGACCAUGACCGAGUUGACAUGUCAACGGAUUUGGCCAAAAUGAAACUGGAAAUAGAGCGCUAUGAAGGCGACACAGGGUUUGACCAGUACUUGUCGUACAUGAAAGAGUCUGCCCAGCACCACGACCUAUCCAUGGCCUAUGUCAUGAAGAAAAACUUCACAAGCCUCUUCAGCAUGCUUCGGGCUGAGUUCCUGUUCUCUACCCUGCCACUGCAUCCAUUUGAGAGCAUAUACAGCCGGGCGAGCAGAUAUUUCGCUUCGGAAAAGAUGAGACGAGUUUUCACUUUUGCAAGCAUGUAUCUUGGGAUGAGCCCCUUCGAUGCCCCGGCCACAUAUUCGUUGCUCCAGUACUCCGAGCUUGCUGAUGGUAUCUGGUAUCCAGCUGGUGGGUUCCAAGGAGUCCUAGAGGCAUUGGCGAAUAUCGGGAAGCGCUUGGGAGUGAAGUAUCUCCUCAACCAGCCUGUAUCAUCAAUCCAGCUUUCCAAAGACGGGCACACAGCAGUUGGAGUGAAACUAGGGUCCGGCAAGACUUUGACUGCAGAUACGAUUGUUAUCAAUGCCGAUCUCGUCUACGCAUAUAACGAGCUCCUGCCAAUCUCUCCUCUGGGUAACGACUUGAAAACGCGACCUUCGUCAUGCAGUACUAUUUCGUUCUUUUGGUCCUUCGAUCGCGUCAUUCCAGAACUGCAGCCACAUAACAUCUUUUUGGCAGACGAGUACCGGGAAAGCUUUGACUCGAUUUUCAACGACCACACAAUACCAGCCGAUCCAUCAUUUUACGUGAAUGUUCCCAGUCGUGUUGACCCAAGUGCAGCACCACAGGGCAAGGACGCUGCAGUGGCACUUGUCCCAGUGGGUCAUUUGGUUGACAACAGCGCCUGGGCUGACGACAUGGAUUCUGUUGUGUCUAAAACCCGAGAGAGAGUCAUUGACACUAUCGAAUCUCGCACGGGUGCUCGAGGCCUGCGUGAUUGUAUCAUCUCAGAGCAAGUCAAUACACCAUUCACCUGGAAGGAGAAGUUCAAUCUCCACCAGGGGGCCAUCCUGGGGCUUUCUCACUCUUUCUUCAAUGUACUGAGCUUCCGCCCGAAGACCAAACACGACACCAUCAAGGGACUCUACUUCGUUGGUGCCAGUACACACCCCGGUACUGGGGUCCCAGUUUGUUUGGCAGGAAGCUCUAGCAAGCACUUCCUGGUGAAGCAAGCCCUGCUUGAGACUUCAGUUGUUCAGUUGUCCUGGAUGCAGACCCGAUACGCGCUCCUCCUAGCCGACACCAUGAGCGUCACAAACACUCCCAAAGUUGUGAUGCUCCGUGUUGGCGAACGAACAUUUCACACAACUGCUGAGACCUUGACUGAGAGAAGCGACUACUUCAAGGCCUACUUCUCAGGGAAAUGGACAAUUCCAACCAUGGAAGACGGGUCCAUCUUUAUCGACGCUGACGGCGAGGCGUUUGAACAUGUCAUUCGGUAUCUUCGACGAGGAGUCUUCCCACUGGCAUUUGAUGCAGCAAAAGGACACAACUAUCACCUGUACACGAGUAUCCUGGAGGAGGCAAUAUACUUCCAGUGUCACCGUCUAGUUACUUGGCUCAAGGACCAAUGUUAUCACAAAUGUGUAACCUGGCAUACCUCCGUGAAGGAAGUCGAAGGGGAAGUCGAAGGGGAGACAAUGGCCGUAAUGGGAGAUGGAAGUUCCAGGGCUAUGUCCAUUGUGCGAGCUGCUACCAAAGAAAAGAAAACCUACGUCUGCCCACGUGAAAUAUUUUCACAUUACGGGCAGAAGUGGAAGUGUGGACGUCAGUGUCACAAUGCACAGGCUGGCGAAGAUAUCAAGUAUGAUGUCGAACAUAUACCAUUAUGGCACAUACUGAAAACAGAGCAUAAUUUCAAUAAUGAGUGGAUGACGGACGACGGGUAA
This is a messenger RNA of Trichophyton verrucosum HKI 0517, 2208 nucleotides long. RefSeq lists its product as uncharacterized. Gene Ontology annotation, biological process: carotenoid biosynthetic process; protein homooligomerization. The coding region runs from base 1 to 2208 and encodes 735 amino acids. The transcript has 7 exons. The record is from RefSeq and is a predicted model, not a curated record. Gene Ontology annotation, molecular function: oxidoreductase activity; protein binding. NCBI's taxonomy places the organism in Eukaryota, Fungi, Ascomycota, Eurotiomycetes, Onygenales, Arthrodermataceae.